CCCGGUGUUCCCUCGUUCCUUCUACCGCUCCCGGUGCUUCCGCUCCUCACAAUGUCCCCAGGCACGGGUAACCCCGCCUGCCCCUCCCCAGGCCCCGUUCCCACCACCCGAUCCUCCGGUGGUGGCAGCGCCCGUUCCCGUCCCUCCUUCUCCCGGUUCGCCCGCAUCUCCCGGGCUUCCGCAGCUUCCUGUGCCCUCCGCCGGUGCCGGCAGCUUCCCCUUCCCUUCCCCCGUUCCCGGGGCUGUUUUUGGGGUCCCCCCAGGGGUCUCAGGGCCGUUUCCCCCCAGCUGUUCCUGCGCUGCCGCUCCUGGCGGGGUUUGGCCUCCGGUACCGAUGGGGAGUCACGGCUGGCGCAGCUGCUGCGGGAGAAGUUCCCGCGGGCCUCGGCCAUCAAGGUGGUGGACAUCUCAGGAGGCUGCGGUGACAUGUACGAGAUCCACGUGGAGUCCGAGGAGUUCCGGGAGAAGCGCCCGGUGCAGCAGCACAGGAUGGUGACACAGGCGCUGAGCGAGGAGAUCAAGCACAUGCACGGCCUGCGCAUCUUCACCUCGGCCCCCAAGGGCUGAGCCUGCCACGGUGAAUAAAGAGCUCCAGGAGGGGCCCAGGGCUGCCCCCCUGGGCGUGAACCCCA
Agelaius phoeniceus (red-winged blackbird) is the source of this 632-nucleotide messenger RNA. Lineage: Eukaryota; Metazoa; Chordata; Aves; Passeriformes; Icteridae. The record is from RefSeq and is a predicted model, not a curated record.